Messenger RNA from Aspergillus uvarum CBS 121591, 744 nucleotides. RefSeq lists its product as uncharacterized. The coding region runs from base 1 to 744 and encodes 247 amino acids. The transcript has 2 exons. The record is from RefSeq and is a predicted model, not a curated record. Lineage: Eukaryota; Fungi; Ascomycota; Eurotiomycetes; Eurotiales; Aspergillaceae.
AUGGAUUCGCCCAGGGUUGCAGAUAGACUCGCACGCAUCCGAGAGAAUCAACGAAAGAGCCGUGCCGAAAGACUGGCGCAUACUCGCGAGUUACAGCAGAAACUAAUCUCUCUACAGGAGCGAAUCCGUCAGAACGAUGUUGAUCAUCGACUGGCGGUCCAAGGCCUCGAGGCAGAGAAUCAGAGACUGAGAAGUUUAUUGUCGGAUGUGGGCUUAUCGUCCACCGCAAUCGAAGAGUAUCUGGAAAAAACCGGGGAUGACCCAAGCCCCACGCAGAAGAUCGCCAUUCCCAGUCUCCCUCGAUCUGAGUCUGGCGUGGAGGCUCAAUCGUGUCGUGGCCGUGCCCAGCAGACUUGUCGUUCUGAGACCGCUCCUGAUACUGUUAGAUUAUCGCCACCUUCAGACUCGAAGCCGGCCCAUAAAUCGAGAGAGUCUACAGUCAAGAUCAAGGGUCAGUCGAUGGAGAAUGACCGAGAGAAAUCCCACGGCCAGUCAGUGUGUGGCUGCCUACCCGAUCAAACCGGAACGUCAUGGCCGGAUAGUAAAAGUGGCGAUGUCCUGAAUACCACUCUCUGCGCCAUCGCCGACGAACUCAUCACACAGUACAACACGCGGGGUGUCGAGCUAGACGAGAUUCGACGCAAGCUUUGGGCGGGCUUCUCCAAGGGUCUCACCACGGAGGAGGGCUGCAGAGUACAGAACCGGAUUCUGUUCCAAGUUCUUGACGAGAUUAGCGACAACUAA